Molecule: messenger RNA, 2698 nt
Organism: Leptonychotes weddellii (Weddell seal)
Lineage: Eukaryota; Metazoa; Chordata; Mammalia; Carnivora; Phocidae
Gene: TNFSF18
Product: TNF superfamily member 18
Biological process (GO): regulation of T cell proliferation; tumor necrosis factor-mediated signaling pathway; T cell proliferation involved in immune response
Cellular component (GO): cell surface
Molecular function (GO): tumor necrosis factor receptor superfamily binding
Source: RefSeq, a predicted model, not a curated record
CUUUCCAGAGCUCUUAUUCUUGCAGAGAAUGAGUUUGAGCCACAUGGAAGAUAUGCCUUUAAGCCAUUCAAGUCCUCAAGGGACACACAGAUCAUCCUGGAAGCAAUGGUUCCUCUACUCAACAAUAGUUACUUUGCUGUUGCUUUGCUCCUUCAGUACACUAAUUCUUACUUUUCUUCCACUCAAGACUGCCAGUGAGCCCUGCAUAGCUAAGUUUGGACCAUUCCCUUUAAAAUGGCAAAUGACAUGUCCCAAGCUUCCUUGUGUGAAUAAGACAGCUGACGAGAAACUGGAGAUACUUCAGAAUGGCUUGUACCUAAUUUAUGGCCAAGUGGCUCCCAAUACAACCUACAAGGAACCAGCUCCUUUUGAGGUGCGGCUACGUAAAAAUGAAGACAUCAUACAAGCGCUAACAAAGAACUCUACAAUUCAAAAUGUAGGAGGGACUUAUGAAUUGCAUGCUGGAGAUAUACUAGAGUUGAUAUACAACUCUGAACAUCAGGUUCUAAAAAAUAAUACAUACUGGGGGAUCUUAUUGCUAGCAAAUCCCCAAUAUAACUCCUAGAGACUCAAUUUGGCCUCCUUAUCAUCUUUAGCACAUGCAGAAAUGCUGGUGAGUGUGUUGGAGGAGGCAGAUUUUCAACACCCACAGUUUGUCUGAGUACACAAAUCAACACAUACAGAACUCCUCUGCAUGUGAGUUUUCAUCUCUCAAGCUUAUCCGAAAGAGACUCAGAGGACAGGCCAGAGACAUUUGAUUACCUCUGACAUUGGGUCAGCAAAGAUGCUUUACUAAUCCAUGAUAAGUGACUGUGGGUGGCUCAAGGACAGAAGCUUCUCAAAGAGUCUGUGUCUAGUUCUUGAAUCCUUGGAUGGGGAAAAAUUGUCUUAUUGCCCUGGGAGCCUUACCUGGUAUGCAAAAAACGAUUCAGGGUGGUGGCCUGGCCUUGUUCUCAUAUUCCUGGGCUGCUUCACUUUAUUCUUCCCAUACUCCUGUCUUUUGAGGCCCUCCUAUUAAAGGUAGCCAGACUGGGAGGGUGGCCACAGAUAUGCCAACAACACCCCACUUUAGAUGUGAUGAUGUUAAGAACACAGAGAAUACUCAGAAUUAUUGGGGCAGAGGCACAGAUGGCAUAGAAUGGAAUGCACUUUACUUGGGAAAUUCCCUUGAUUUCAUCACAUUCAGGAUGCAGAAUGCUUUAUAAAACCAUUUGGUCAAAGGACUCAUUCUGAACGUUGACACUGGGCUCAUGAGAAGUUGUUGAUGUGUGUCUAAAUAUUGUCAGUAGUAAAGAAAGUAAUCAUUAGUAAUCAUAAAAUUAAACCCUAGAAAUUGGUAUCAUCAGUACUGUAUUAUGUCAUGUAAUAAUUUCAUAUUUUUAGCUGGCUGUCCACAGUUUGCAAAGUGCUUUCAUAUAUCACAGGGCAACUCUAUGAAGCGAAUGGGGCAGGUGUUUUUGGCACAAUUUAAACAAAGAAAAUAUGAAGGCAUCUGGAACAUAGGUGAUUUGCCUCAACCCAUAGAACUAAUGACUGAUAGGGCCAGUGGGCUUCCACAGUGUAUCACACUAUCUCAGCUUUAGGGUUAGUAUUUCAGCUAUGAUGUUAAGUCCAUAGAGCUUAGCAGAUUUAAUUAUCAGGAGAUGCAUUCCCUUUCAGCUCAAGGUGGGUAGACUGAAGCUACAACCGACUCUCCUUCCUUAGCAAACUACUUUUUCCUUUCCCUGCUUGAAGCAGGGAGCACAAGGGUGUUGCUCAGGGCUUAUUCCAACCAAAUCCCCUUCCUCACUUUAAAGAGCCUGUCUUGGUCAAACGUGUUAACUUCUAAAAAUAAUGAAUAGCACUCAAUUAAAUGAUAGGCUGCUAAAGUUUUUAGACUCUGUUAAAUUAAUUAGCUGUUUGGGGGUUCUUGUUGAAAGGUAUAUAAUAUGAUUACGUGAUAACCCAAUUUAAAAUAUUUAUGGAUAUUUGUAAAAAGUUAUACUAUGUUAAUUAAAAAUAUUUGUAUUGUAUGGGACAAAAAUUGCUGGGGAACAGAGUAAGCCUGAGGCCAAGAUGUUUCUUAGUCUUUUUUAAAAAACAUCUGCUGAGUAGCUGUACUGGCCAAAGACCUAGAUACCUUGCUUCUCUUGCGUUUGCAUAUCUUCUCAGGAAAUUAAAGUUAUAUCACAUAUAUUUAUAGAAACUUGUUAUUGAUUAUUGUUGAGUUAUAAGCAGCAGUGUGCUGGAGUGCUGGAGUGAGCUAGCACUAAGCUCAUGACAGCUGAUUGUUAAAUUUUUAAAAUUUUGCAAUCUGGUUAUUAAUUACAGUCAUCCUUGAAAUUGGCCAUGGUGGGACUAUUUAUAACAUGGGAACUGGCAACACUACAAAUUAGGGAUUUUCCUUUUGGAGAGCCUGUUCACCAGCACACCACUGUUUGUAAAACUCUCCUUCUUAAUGACUCCUCUCUGCUCCUGCCUCAUUCCUGGGACAAUCGAGGCAGGCAAGGGAGAGAGGAAAAUUGUCAUAUUCCCAGCAAAAGUCCCACAUGGCAAUGAUUUCUCAGGGCAAGAGUGAUCUCAGCAGCUGCAGCCAGAGUGAGGGUUACCAACAGAUGACCUUUGAAUUUUCCUGGUGUUAUAAUUUCAACCUUUGUUUUCAUGUAUACUCUGUUUCCUUUUUGUCUCAAAUAGUUGAAACCUAUAAUAAAUGUAUAUU